AUGGCUACCCCUAGUGUUCUAGUCUUUGAUGCUGAGGGUUGGGCUGUUGAAUUUGAGGUCUGGGUCGAUGAUCUACAGCUUUUCCUUCAGUGCGAUAGGAAGGACGGUCUCUCCCUAUUCGAUCUCACGUCUGGCGCCUCUACUGCCCAUGCUGCCAAUGCUGACAGCACUGUUCACUUACAGUGGGCCACACGCGAUGCUGCUCCCCGUCUUGCUGUGCGUAGUCACUUGCCGUCCACUGAGUGUGCGCACUUUAGUCAGUACAAGAGUGCUAAGACCUUGUGCGAUGCUGUAGUUGCACGCUACUCUUCCCCUGCCACUGCUGCUCUUAGCCGCCUCAUGCUGCCGUACCUGUUUCCUGACCUCGCCGCCUUUCCCACUGUCGCUGACCUCGUUACGCACCUUCGCACUAGUGACACCCGCUACCGCGCUGCGCUUCUUGCUAAAGACCACUUUCUCUCCGUUUGCCCCACCACACUCACCAUUGACCUCCUCGAGGAGCGCCUCCUGGCAGCUGAGAAGAGUAUAGUCGCUGUAGGAGCCUCUCGUGGUGAUCCUCGUGCCCCCGUCUUUGAGGGGUGCUCCCCCUCCCCCCUUUUGCCCUCUGUUGCCUCUGCUGCUACCGUCGACUUCGUUGGCACCGAGUUGGCCGGCGCUGCGUCUACCCCUAGCGGGCGACGCCGCACCGGCAAGGGCAAGGAGGGCAAGGGCGCUGGAGGGGCUGGCGGGGGCGGUGGAGGUGGCGGUGGAGGAGGCGGAGGGAGUGGGGGUGGUGGUGGGAGUGGUGGCGGGGGUGGGGGCUUCGGUGGCGGCGGUGGAGGCGGAGGCGGCGACGGCGGUGGCGGUGGGAGCGGAGGAGGCGGUGGCGGCGGUGGCGAAGGUGGCGGCAGAGGAGGUGGAGCUAGUCGGAGUGGCUUUGCGCAGCGUGGCGGCUUUGGUGGUGCGGAGUGGGGGUGCUGGUCCCUGUGCCUACGUCUUGCGUACCGGCAACCGCACUA
Closterium sp. NIES-65 is the source of this 998-nucleotide messenger RNA. The record is from the annotation of a GenBank genome assembly. NCBI's taxonomy places the organism in Eukaryota, Viridiplantae, Streptophyta, Zygnematophyceae, Desmidiales, Closteriaceae.